Molecule: messenger RNA, 4977 nt
Organism: Drosophila eugracilis
Lineage: Eukaryota; Metazoa; Arthropoda; Insecta; Diptera; Drosophilidae
Gene: Mid1
Exons: 5
Coding region: 1084-4863 (1259 amino acids)
Biological process (GO): calcium ion import across plasma membrane
Cellular component (GO): plasma membrane
Molecular function (GO): stretch-activated, monoatomic cation-selective, calcium channel activity
Source: RefSeq, a predicted model, not a curated record
CAGAAGCAGAGCAGCGAAUUAUAUAAAUUUCUUUGCACUGCCCCUGUGUGUGAGCGCGUGUGUGUGUGUGUGUGUUAGAUAUACGCGAUUUCCACGACCGUUUUUUUCGGCUUUCUUCUUUUGUGUGGUGUUCGCGUUCGUUCGUUUUUACCGUUUGAAAACUUCGGCGGAACGAAGAGCUAGUGCCAUCUCCCUCAGUGAGGAACAUCUUCAAGAAAACCGAGAUAUAACCUCAAAAAGUGCUAAAAAAUCGUUAAAAAGUUAUUAAUUAAAAGCGACUUUUCGAAAAGGUUCCCGAAUCACAUUCCUGUCCAUUAGCAUUACCAUAAUGAUUCCGAGAGAGCGCGAAUAGAGCGCAUUGGCAAAUCGAGAGCGUGAGCGCACAAAACAUUUUCGAACACUACCUCCCCCCCACCUCUUUUUUUUGACUGAAAAACACACAUUAAAAUCGGAAAAAUGCCCCUAACAGUGCCUAACCACAGUUUCUUUGUCUUUGUGCAGAUUUCUUAAUUAAUUAAUUAUGUGAGCAACCCAAACCCCUAACAAAAAAAAAGAUAAAGAUAAAGAUAAAGAUAAAGAAAAAGAAAGAAAACCAAUUCAACGAAGCAAACGAAUUUCAAAAUGUCCAAUUCCAGUUCGAAUUCCAAGGUUAUCGUGCACCACCACCAACCACAACAAACACAACAGCAACAACAACAAUAAAUAAUAAUUAAAUAAUAAUAUUAUGAGAGUAACGGAAAACUGAAACGCCAAGCGGAGUGUAUUCGAAAAAUCGCGGCACUAAACACAGGUGACUCGAAUGCUGGCCAGUGAUUAGCUGGCAAGGGAAGUGCGAAUCUGGCCGGGAUUCAUGCCGCUGGAUGUGGACGCAGGGCAGCAACUGAAGCUGGAGCGGCUCUGGCGGGAUCAGAGGGAUCAGACGGAUCGAGAGAGAGCCGAUCGCCACCCAAGAAUACCGCUCCGCAGCCCACACUACUGAUGAUGAUGGGGCCAUGAGCCCAUCAUUACUCGCAUUGAAUUGGAGUCGCAAGCGCGUCUCAAGCGGGCCUGCACCAUGCUAGCACCGCCGAACCCGAGGUCAAUAUGCGGCCAGGACCCGGGCUGGUCGUGAUGGCGCUUGCGUUUAUUUCGGGGGCUCGGCGUGGCAGCAGCAGCAGCAUCAGCUCAGCAACAGCAACACCAACAGCGGCAGCAACAUCUGCAGCAGCAGCAGUAGCAGCAGCAGCAACAUCUGCAGCAGCAACAUCCGCAGCAGCAGCAGCAGCAGCAGGAGCAGCAGCAAAUACCGCAGGCGGCGGUGGAAGGGGCAGAGGCGGCGGCGGAGGCGGAGGAGUUGCAACCACGUUACCGUCCACUGGCGAGUCGUCGUCAUUCGUUCGCAGCUCUGGCUCAUACCUGCUGCCCAUCUUCCUGCCCCACCAUCUCGACUUUGCGCUCCAGUUCUACCCACAACUGCCGCCGCAGGAAUACAACCAGGAUCAGGCCCACUCCGAAACCUGGGUACCCUCGGGGAUAGCGGACAGGCGGCAGCAGCGGCGACGGCGACGCGAGAGCAGCAGCAGCAGGGAUAUAGCAGGUAGGGCAGGUGGGACAGCAGCGGACUCGGGCGGUCCGCGGUCAGGAGUCACUGCGGGCACAGAGUCCAGCGAGGCCAACAACCAGGAGGAGGAGGAAGAUCGCGGCCUGACGGUGCAGUUCCCCUCAUCGCAGGCCUACGACGAAGACCAGGACAUCUUUGCCCUGGUGGCCGAGGACGACCUUCUGUCGGAGGAGUCCUUCGAUCGCCUGAUCAAGCUCAACGAAGACGCCGACGAAGAGGACUACAAUCUGCAGCAGCAGCCCCAGCAGCAGCAGCAACAGCAACAUCAACAUCAACCCGAAGCGGAAACGGAAAUAGACACAGAGCCAGAGAGCGAGACGGAGACGGAGACGGAGACCGAGACCGAGACAGAAACGGAAGCGGAAACAGAAACCGAACAGCAGCAGCAGGACGAGAGCCGACUUAUUGAUGAGGGUGUCCUGCAGCAUAGCGACCACAUCAACAGCCACUCGAAGGAGUUCGCCAACAGCUACGAUAAUAACAAUAACAAACGGGAGGCCAGCGGCCACAUCCUUGAUGCCCAGACGGCCCAGUUGAUUGGCCACAAGGAUAACAGCCUGUCCGCCGUGGCCACCACCGAGUCGGCAGGAGCAGCAGGGGCCAGCAGCAGCACCACCACAUCCUUGCCAGCACCCGUGGAUCUGAAGAAGUCCAUUCUCGGGACUGCGACUUCGUUAACACGCCUUAAUCCUUGGAUAUCAGCCUGUGAUCUGGCACAGCCGGGCACAGCAACCGACUUGCAGGGUCAGUGCUCGGCUGGUACACUGCCCAUGGCCUGGGUCGAUGAGGGACCCGGGCCCCCAACCUGCCCGCGAUCCUGCGCCGAGCAGCAGCAACAGAAGCCAGCGGCCUCCAAGGCGAAGCGGAGCGCCUCCAGUAACAAUAAAGUCAAGUAUUUCGUAAACUAUAAGACAGCCCAAAUGCGUUUGCGCCGCGGCGGGGACUACGCGAUGGACGCCACCGAGAGCAAUCCCCCGGCCAGCGAGCGGCCUGCGAGCACCACCGACGACCAGGACCUGGACGUGUCCUCCACCACCGAGGAGGCGGUGCCGGAGCCCACGCUGUCCUACAGCCAUCUGCAUGCCCAGGAGCCGGUCCUAAUCCACCAGCAGGAUCCGCGGGAGCACGAGCAGGAGGAGCAACAACAGUGCCUUGAAUAUCUGGGCGAUUCCGCCGAGUCGAGUCCGCAGCACCUGUGCGGGCUCCAGUCACCUGGCCACCUGCUGGAGCGGCUGAGGGCCCUGCGGCUGCGCAACUGCUGCGAGAGGAGCGUCUUCAGCGCCCUGCACACGCUGGCCCUGAACGCCAGUCUCUCCGACCGCAAGGAGUGUGUGCGCGUCCUCAGCGACCUGCUGGACGUGGACGGACUGGCCAACAGGAUCACCUGCGAGCUGGCCGAGAUCCUGUUCCGGUUCGACUGCCGGCAGGUCUACUCGCUGAUCAAUCAGUGCGACGACUGCAAGGAAGCAUAUCGUCGCUGGGUCUGCAGCACACUAGUGCCAUAUUUCGCCGAGCCAAAGGACGUGUCGCCGAAGCCGAAGGACGAUGGACAGGCAGGGCAGGGCAAGAGCAAGCGCUCGUCGAGAAGUGCAGCUGGCACGGAGGCGAUGGCUAUGGCGGUGGCGACGGCUUCUGCUACGGCGACGGCGGAACGGGCGGACGGAAUCAAGCAUAAAUCUCUGAAAUUAAUCAGCAAUAACAAUAAAUCAAAUAACGGCAAUAACAUGAACGAGCGUCAGAUUAAUCAGAAGCAUGACAAGAGCUCGAAUGCGAACGCGAACUCGAACUCGAACUCGAGAGCCAACAAGGACAUUGACCGCAGCGUGGAGGAGGCGAUUGGCCGGGACCUGGCUCAGACAUUCUACGAUGUUGUUGGCCUGUCUAGGGCCCGGCAUGGCGGAGAGGAGGUUCUGCCAGACGGCGAGCCACAGCCAGGACCGAACUCCGAGGUCGAAAUGGAUGCGGAUAGGAAUAGAGACAGCGACAGGAACAGGGAAACGGAGACGGAGACGGAGACGGAUACGGAUACGGAGGCUGAGGCCGAACAACAAUCCAAUAAUUUCAUAUCGACUGCCAAUAAUUCGGAUCCCAGAGCCACGGAUCCAGUGAUAUCAAAACUACAGAAGAGAUCAACACGCAAGACAGAGUUCCGUAAGCGCCGCCGUAUCCGGCCGUGCUUGAGCGUCUGCCAAACCGUGGAACAAAAGUGCCCCUACCUGCUGCCCGCCGAUCGCGCCCCUGCGCUGCCCACCCAAUAUGCCGGCGAGCCGACAUUCCUCUGCCUAGAUCAAAACAUACCCGAGACAGGGGCGCAGCUGGAGAAGUCGAGCUACGGCCCCAACGACUGCUGCUACAGCUACUGCAAUGGACCGGCGUCAGGAAUCUGCACCGUUUGUCAGGACUUCAGCCAGCCCCGGACAGAGGAGGACGAUCCUCCAGGCAACUCCACCCGCCGUGUGCACAACAUCACCCUCUCGCUGAGCUCACAUCCGGGAGAGCACGCCCGGGCCAAGAGCGUGGCUCUGGCCUUGAGGAACGUCAGCCAGACAGGGAGCGACCCAGAUGCCGUUGAAACGCUGCUCGAACGCCUGCCGUACUACGCCCGCCACGACGGGAUCUUCUACUACGACGAGGAGGGCGAGAUGCCGCAGGCAUCGCUCUCCGGCGAUUGUGCCGUAGUGCCCGCCGCGACCACUCGCUGCACCAUUCCGUACUAUGCCUCCGGAACGGAGGCGGUGGCCAAACCACCCACGCAGCUGCUGGUCUGGCUGAGUGCCCUGCUCGGCCUGCUCAGCAGCUGUGGAGCGGCCCGGCAACGGUGGAGCUGCCAGUGGAGCAGCAGAUGUGGCGGGCACCGGGGUCGCAGUCGCCAGGCGGUCACCUGCGAGGCCAACUGCCACGAGCAGGAGCUGGCGAAGAGCAGGGCCAGUGGCCAACGGACGCCACCAGUCCGCAAGGAAAGGCCAGCCCACGAUGGAGAGGUGCCCUCUAGAGUCUGGCUGUGGUCCAGAUCCUGGCAUACUUACAAGCUGACCUGCAGCAAAGUUCGAUACUUUAGUAGUCGGAGUAAGUUCAAAGGCGAGUCCAGGUCAAGCCGUUCGGCUAGCUUUAAGGACUGCCGGUCGCCGAGAGCCGGCAUCCAGUGGAGCCGGGGGGCGGGAUGCAUUAGGACUAGGAACUAUCGCUACUUCUACUACUACAACUACAACAUCAACGAUUGGUGGCGGAGAUGGUGGCGCUGCCUGAGCAGCGGCGCCUUAUAGUGCCUGCGGACAGUACGCGGCCAGUGGCAGGACAUGACGACUCCCUCGACUCCUCUAGAGGAGAAGCGAUACGAAGUACUAAUAAUAGCUAAAUGGGAAAUCGAAAAUCGAAAA